AUGGCACCAACCAAGCCCAUCGAAACCAUCAACGAAAUCUACUCCGCCUACACGCGCCUCCGCCCCGACUCCUCCGCCAAGGACCUCGAGGCCUUUGCGUCCUUCUUCUCCCCCUCCUGCAAGGUCUACCUCCGCUCCAUGCGCGAGGCCAAGGAGCCCGCCGUCGACCGCGCCAACAUCAUCGAGCACCUCCGCGACAUCCUCAAGGACCAGUUCCUCGAGGAGCGCGACGUCAUCUCCCAGAGCGUCAGCGAGGACGGCAAGCGCGUCUUUGUCGAGAUGGAGAACCGGUACAACGUCCAUGGUCAGGUCCUGGAUCGGUUCCCCGAGACGCUGGUUGCCACCUUUGAUGAGGAGGGGCUUGUCAGCAGCUUCAAGCUGUACAGCUGCCGAAGCCAUUUUGUCAUGAUGAUUCAGAAGGCGACGGGGGAGGGUCCUUACAGCGAAGAGUUUUUGAAGAGUGAGCAUUAA
Molecule: messenger RNA, 471 nt
Organism: Trichoderma citrinoviride
Lineage: Eukaryota; Fungi; Ascomycota; Sordariomycetes; Hypocreales; Hypocreaceae
Exons: 2
Coding region: 1-471 (156 amino acids)
Source: RefSeq, a predicted model, not a curated record